This is a messenger RNA of Echinococcus granulosus, 5175 nucleotides long. RefSeq lists its product as hypothetical. Bases 1 to 5175 code for a protein of 1724 amino acids. Gene Ontology annotation, molecular function: protein binding. NCBI's taxonomy places the organism in Eukaryota, Metazoa, Platyhelminthes, Cestoda, Cyclophyllidea, Taeniidae. The record is from RefSeq and is a predicted model, not a curated record. The transcript is spliced from 25 exons.
AUGUUGACGGAUAACGCAGAUUUGCGUUUCACUGAGGCUGAAUCCACUUCUUGUGAUACGAAGUGUCCACCGGGUUAUUGGCUCUAUGGCAACUGUUCGCGUGGACAAUCACUGGAAUGCAAACGCUGCUCUGACGGCUGUCCUGCAGGAAUGUAUAUUGCACGACCGUGUACACCGUACAGCGAUCUUGUGUGUCGAGCUUGCAGACCGCUGUGCAUUUCAGAGGAAUUCGAAUUCACACCCUGCAAAGGAUCCAGCAAUCGUGAAUGCAGACGAAAGGACAUCAUUCCAGAACUGGUGAUCCCCCACAAACGUCGGGUAUGGUUCGAGGAUCAACGAAAGGUUAAGGAUGUGUCAUUCAUUCUUACUUCAGAGACGCUGCGACGUCUGCCAGUCAAUCGGACUAUCGUUCUCGAUCGGGGUUCUGGCUAUCAGGUGCAACUGGAGUUUGAGAUGGUUCAACUGGAGCCCAUCCUCGAACCCGUGAAUCACUCGGCAAGUAAUGACAAUGCGCACUUCCUCGCCUCGGCACAGGAGGGCGUCAGUGCUUCGGAAGACCUCUACAGUCGUCAGUGGUUCGGUGGCAGCACUGCGGACGCCUCCAUUUCGCACACACAGAGCGGUGGCUUUCACGAGAAUUGGCAUCGAGCCAACGAAACGCUGGCUCGCCUCUGUCCCUUUCCCAUUCCUCCGGUCUACCAUCUCACCAUGCUUGUUCACAGAAAUGUUACUACUGCCACUGAUCCAGAUCAGAGUCUCCCUGGUUACCGACCCAUUCUAACCAGCUGCACCACCUACGAGCAACAUGGAAACUUUCCACCCCUUGGAUCUACACCUUCUACGUCGGAGGAGCGUCGAGACUUCUAUGGUGACGCCGCGUUUGCCGGCUUAAGUGGCGACUUCGGUUAUGGAGACUAUCGGCCACUGAGAGGUGGUUUUUAUCCCACCGCCGCAGCGGAUGAUGCCUACGUCUAUGCAGCUCAGAGAAGUCGAUUAAUGGCAGCGGAAGCACCAAGUAUAUCUUGUCUGGAACCGUCUAAAUUACCCGCCGUGUUUGGGCCAGAGUGGAAUGAUGAACUGGCUGCUCCGCAGACGGCCUUCUAUGAGGAGAAGAUUCAGUGUGCGCAACUAAAGGAGGCGUGUCGAGCGUGUUUGGUGAACUGUGCGGAGGAAAUAAAGAGUAGUUCACUCUCCUGCAAACCGACCGCAGGACCGGCGGAUAACGGACGCUCGGGUCGGUUAGAGACGUGCUUUGAUUGCUGUGCGAAGGACAACUGCACGUACAUCUGUGGGAAGUAUUCGGCGCAUCGAUGUCUCAUGCGUCUUUGUAGUCGUGGGACGCGAUUGGACUUUCGUCUCACGCCCGAGUGGCCCAAGGAGAACCCUUUCAUCUGUCACGUUCAACCAGCAUCCAGUCGUCCAAUCUACCGCCUUCGCUGGUCCCUGCUGCACAAUGGACAUCCGCCGACUAAACAGACUUUCUUAGCCAGCUUAUCAUUAAACCAGCCAAUCAGUGGGCCUCAAGGCGAGUCCAUUUGGAGUGCGGGUAGUCAACCUUCAACUGGAGCAGCGGAUAACGUUGUGAAGCGCCUUCCAGAUGGAACGCUGAAUCAACUGUUUCGAGGGCUGUUGAACGUGGACUACACUCUGGGACUCUCACACAUUCCAGACAUUAUCAGCGGCUCUGCUAAUACCCAGGCUGCUUACUAUUGGAGCACGCAGGCGAAUUUCACAAUCCCCCUCCUCCAGAACACCAUGGCAAGCACUUUUGGCGGUAGUAGUGGCGGUCCUCGUGGCGGAGUUGGGGGAGCCGGGGGCUACACAGGUUCGGGUAGCAGCUAUCCCUUCCUUCCGCCGUUUGGAUCCACUCCAAGUGAUUCAUCUAGUGGUGCAACCACUCCCAGUAUCCUAGUCUGGCCUUCAAAGCCCUUUGAAGUGAGUACGGACCUCUGGCGUCGUCUUUCAGCAGCACCAUGCGCGUCAGCCGAUCAUUUGUUGGAGAAGCUAAACAUCUACACACCUGCAUUGGCACCUUACAUCGGCAUGACUGACGUCCAGGUCAACUAUCGAGCGCCUUACCUCUACUCCAUCUCACAUGUUCGCAUCAAACCGAAGCUGAAUUUUAGCCUUUCCAAAGACUCCUCCUUCCUUGGAAGCAUCUUCGAACCCGCCUCCGUGGAACGUGGUCACUCACUACGCGCCAGCCUGGCUCUUAGCUUGAACUACGGUCUCAAUGACGACGUGGUGAUGCAAAAUCUCCAACAGUCGCAACAACAACAACAGCAAAGUUUUUGGGUCAUUGAUUUGGCCGGUCAGGUGUCACACUUUCCGGGUCUUUUUCGAUUGAAAGUCUACCCUGAGGAGGCCGGAGGAAGUGGAACUGGCGGCGGUGGAAGUGGUGGUAGUGGAGGUGGAGCAGAUUCCAUGGAGGAGGUGGAAGAACAUGAAAAAAUGCCCGAUGGAGAACCUCUUUUGGACUACGAGGUGGGAGUGUUUGAGGAAAAUAAAUUUGAGCUGCGUAUUCUGAUUCCAGCUCCCAGCGAAGAGCCUGACUACGAUAAGUCUUUUCGGCUGAUCAUUUUGGAUGCCAAAAAUCGUCUAGACAUUCGUGUGCGUCGCGCCGUUCAACCGCCUGCGGAGAUGCAACAGAGGCGCAUGUACACCGUCUCCUCAAGCAGUGCUCUCUCUUCCCUCGCGGCUCUUGUGCCAAGUUUGGCCGCUCGGCAACUUCGCGAGGCGAACAUCGCUGCACCAGUGAAUCGAUUGGUCAGACGAGGACUCCCAACAACUGCAGCGUCGACGGCAGCGACAACAACGUUCACAGUUAACCGAGUGCUACCCAUUGGACCUCCUGCAGAGGUUGUCUACGUGCUGAUUCUUUUCCUUCUCCUUCUCUUUGUCAUCCACGUUUUGGGGCACAUUACUCAACCAGAUCCCUCGCACUACUGGAUUGGUUGCACACCCGCACAGACCUCUGACCCCAAUGCCACUACCUCGGCGGCCAUCUUCACCUUUCGACCCCCCGACAAGGUCACACCCCUGACCUACUGGCGACGGGUCUUUGUAUUGGUUAUCUACCUCUGUCUCAAAUCGGCCUACACCUUCAGUGUUACCCUCACUGCACUCAUCAUUGUAACGCGCUACUUUACGAGAGAACCGGCCCAGCAGUUGGCCAGUAUGGCGGAGUGGAACGGGCUGGGUGGGCCUGAUCACAGUCGGUCAGUGGUGAGCAUCGCGCGUCAGAAGCUGCUCAAAGACGCAAUGGACGCCUACCUCAAGGUGGAACUGCGUCGACAACAACGCGAGGCUCUCGAGAUGCACAAGGCCUGCUCUGCAGGCACCGACAAGAUGUUUGACAAAAUGGAACAGGCCUUUGACGUAGCCUCAAGGCGCUCCGCCUCACGUCGUAGCCGCGUUCUUGUCUCUCAAGCUGUUGCGGAGUACGCGCGAGUCGCCGCUGCUGCCUCCGUCCUCGCCUUCGACAGUGGACUGGCAAAUUUUAACACCACUGCACAGUGGGCGCUGCGCCGACUGCGUGCCGAUCUGGAGGCCACGGAGGGCCUCCUUGCCACCUCCGAUUGGUUGGCGGGCGCACGGCUCAUCUACGAGGAGGUGGCGCGACUACGCGGCCUUGCACCUGACCCGGCGGACCCUACGCGACCCUUUCUGCAGUGGGCAAAGCUCUUGCCACCUCCCCUUUACGAUUCGAUUUAUCAUACCGGUGGUGGAGCCCCCGUAUUUAGUCUGCCCCCGCACCUGCCUCACUUUGAUCCCGAUAAGAUGCGACUGCCCACACCACCUGUAUGGAAUGAGGUGGUAGAGACGGGCGGAGGAGGGAGCGAUGCCGACGCCUUUGAGACGAGAUAUGGACCCUCCUACCUACCAUUUGUCUCCGAUGCUGUGGAUGUGGACGGUGAACAACUAGCCUGGUCAGUGUACGAAGACGCCGACGGCAGGUCCGACCAAGGCGAGACAGACUGGCCAAAGGACCUUCUUCAAUCAAGUUCGAAGAAGAAACGACCCUCAACACACCAGCAGGCCGAGACCUCCAACUCCAAGUCCACCAGUGCAGACGGUGGCAUCGUGGACGUCUUUCAACUCAACUGGAUUCAUCUCCUCUGUUUCGCUCUCUUCCUCGACGGCUUUUGGCUCGUUCAUCGUGUGCUUCACACCGUGGAUACGGCGGAACGGAUUCUCUAUGGGGAGCCUAUUGUCAUCGACUGCACGGAUAAAGGUUUGAAACGACGAUUGAUGAAGAGGAACCGUUUUCGGAAAGGCGCAAAGUCGGCUUUUAAGGCGUUCAUGCGACAGGACUGUGUGAGACGAAUUUGUGCUGGUGCCUUGACCCUUCUAAUUGUUUGUCUGGCCUCGGCACAUGUAAAGGAUAUUCUUUCGGAGCAUGUUCUAGACUACACCGGUUAUUAUGACAAUCUUAUGAUGGAUGUUCAUCUGCAUGCGCGUUUUGUCAACUUGCACAUUGUCAGCUCGGCACGCCGUCUAACACACCAGGAGUUGGCCACCACAGAGGCCCACGCGGAGCAUCGCUAUCAGGAGGCGCAAUUCCUCCUCUACCAUUGGACCGGAUGGCUGAAUCGGGUUGAAAUGGAGCAGUGUCGGGUUCUCCUCCUGUACAAGGAAGCUGCACGGGCUCUACGUUCCAAAAUCGUCGCUGACGAAGGCCUUUUGGGUGGCGGGAGUGGUGAUGUUGGAGGAAGCACGGAACACUUCGCUCCUCUGCCUCCAUGGUCUCCAGCUUCCGCAUCAACGUCUUUCUCCUCCACAGUCAACACAUCGGCUUCUAGCGAAGCCUUCGUGCCACGCCACUGUCGUCUGUCGGCCGCGGAGCGUGCAGCAGAGCUGCGUCAGCUGCGACGCCUCGAGCCGCCCCACUGUCCUAUCAACGUCAUCACACCGAGACUCUUCCAAGGGUACAAUGCUUCGGAGUACUUUGCAGAGGUGGUCGCUCAGUCGCGUGGCUGGUUGUCGGCACUACAGGAGUGGGUCAGCGUCUUUCUCACUUGUGUAUUCGCCUUUGUCUCCACCAUCAUCUUGUGGAACUCUCUGGGCGCCGUGAUGUGGUUCUUUGCCCUUCGAUUUAACCUCAUCAAUAGGAAGGUCUUCUACGAGUCCGACAUCUCAAGUUGGCGCAAACCGAGUGUACCCGACUGCUACUAG